CAUGAAUGAAGGUGAGGAAGAGCCCAAGGACUUUUUUCAGCUGAACGAUGAGAAGCUUUCGGCAGAUGACAUUUCAUCACGGGUGAUCUCUCCCUGCUGUGGGGCUGUGUCUUUGUUUGUAGGCACUACCAGGAAUCAUUCUGAGGGGAAAAAAGUCAUUAAAUUAGAAUAUGAAGCAUAUGCACCCAUGGCAGAAGCGGAAUUAAAGAAAAUAUGCACAGACAUUAGAUCCAAAUGGCCCUCAGUAAAACAUAUAGCAAUAUAUCACAGACUGGGUUCAGUUCCGGUUAGCGAAGCAAGCGUGAUGGUCGCAAUCUCUUCGCCUCACAGAGCAGAAUCUCUUGAGGCAGUGCAGUAUUGCAUCAAUACUUUGAAAGCAACUGUCCCUAUAUGGAAAAAGGAGGUCUAUGAAGAGGAAUCGUCUUGGAAAGAAAACAAGGAGUGCUUUUGGGCCAAGACAGAAAAAUAGAACUCUCAUAACAUGUUCUCUGAAACUGCCUGUCUGUUUUAUAAUAAUACAGAAGACAUUUAGAUUUUG
Varanus komodoensis (Komodo dragon) is the source of this 538-nucleotide messenger RNA. Its product is annotated as molybdopterin synthase catalytic subunit-like. The record is from RefSeq and is a predicted model, not a curated record. The transcript has 4 exons. Lineage: Eukaryota; Metazoa; Chordata; Lepidosauria; Squamata; Varanidae. Gene Ontology annotation, cellular component: cytosol. Gene Ontology annotation, biological process: Mo-molybdopterin cofactor biosynthetic process. Gene Ontology annotation, molecular function: molybdopterin synthase activity. The coding region runs from base 2 to 469 and encodes 155 amino acids.